Messenger RNA from Ctenocephalides felis (cat flea), 459 nucleotides. RefSeq lists its product as uncharacterized. Gene Ontology annotation, biological process: negative regulation of translational initiation. The record is from RefSeq and is a predicted model, not a curated record. The transcript has 3 exons. The coding region runs from base 106 to 459 and encodes 117 amino acids. Gene Ontology annotation, molecular function: mRNA regulatory element binding translation repressor activity. Gene Ontology annotation, cellular component: cytoplasm. NCBI's taxonomy places the organism in Eukaryota, Metazoa, Arthropoda, Insecta, Siphonaptera, Pulicidae.
UAAUAAAGUGACGAUUUAAAUAUAAAUCCAAACAAAACAAAGUUCGUGUGCGGUUCCCUUUUGCCGGACGGAAAAAUCAUAUAACCUACUUUAGAACAAUAGGCUAUGAAAAUGAAGAUACCUCUAACACCCCCCGUAGGCAAUAACAACGGCUAUUACAACAACGGCCUCGACUUCGGCGACCACCACCAGCACCACCAGGCCGUCAACAACCACAUCAAUAACUCUGCCCUGCACCAGCCGCAGCCGCCGCAACUAGACGAGUUGGGCUCGCCGAGGCUCGAUGAAGACUUCUCCGAAUACCUGUGGAUGGAGAACGAGGAAGAGUUCGAUAAACAGGUAAUGCAACAACUAGAAGAGGAGGCUCUUAUGGAACAAUGUAUCGAAGCAAUGUUAGAAGAUGAACGCGAAGCUUUAUCCACCACAGUGAGGGCGACUUGGUCUAAUGGAGUCGAGUAA